GAGGGCUGUUCCGAAAGUCCUAGCUGCGGCUGCCUAGCCUGGGUCUCCGCCGCGGGAUCUAGCUGGGCUCCUCUGCUGUCUGGCUAUUGCUGCAGAUGAGGAAUCGGACAUUGGGGGAUCAAGGACCUUGCCUAUGGUCACAUCGCUAUAGCGUUGUUCUGAGCAUCCUCAGAAAGAUCGUCCCUGAGAAGUUCUAAGAGGUCUUCCAGUUUCUCUAUGAACGUUUAAUACAUUGGAUACUACAGGACGUAUCAUGGAUAUAUAAUUUGAAUAGUCUGAAAGCCAUAUACCUCUGUUUGUAUUCUGGAAAGCACGCCAAGUUUAGUGGCACUCUCCCCUACAACAUAAGGUGGGGCAUAUAUUGAAGACAAUGUCUGGAAGCUUCUACUUUGUAAUUGUUGGCCACCAUGAUAAUCCAGUUUUUGAAAUGGAGUUUUUGCCACCUGGAAAAGCAGAAUCCAAAGAUGAUCACCGUCACCUGAACCAGUUCAUCGCUCACGCCGCUCUCGACCUCGUAGAUGAGAACAUGUGGCUGUCUAACAACAUGUACUUGAAAACUGUGGACAAGUUCAACGAGUGGUUUGUCUCAGCAUUUGUUACUGCUGGUCAUAUGAGAUUUAUCAUGCUUCAUGACAUAAGGCAAGAAGAUGGAAUAAAGAACUUCUUUACCGAUGUCUACGAUUUGUAUAUAAAGUUUGCAAUGAAUCCAUUUUAUGAACCCAAUUCUCCUAUUCGAUCAAGCGCAUUUGACAGAAAAGUGCAGUUCCUUGGGAAGAAACACCUUUUAAGCUGAACGUGGCGGAAUUCUGAAAUAAGCAAUGUCACCACAAUGAGGUGUACUCAGGAAUGUGUGCUUUGUAAGUAACCUGAUUAAAUCGCCUGGAAAACUUUUAUUUGUUGUAGUCUCAGUUUAUCUAAACCUUGUGAAAUUACUUUUCUAUUUAAAA
Trichechus manatus latirostris (Florida manatee) is the source of this 947-nucleotide messenger RNA. It is a transcript of the gene TRAPPC2, whose product is annotated as trafficking protein particle complex subunit 2. Gene Ontology annotation, cellular component: nucleus; cytoplasm; TRAPP complex. Gene Ontology annotation, biological process: endoplasmic reticulum to Golgi vesicle-mediated transport. Bases 371 to 793 code for a protein of 140 amino acids. The transcript has 8 exons. NCBI's taxonomy places the organism in Eukaryota, Metazoa, Chordata, Mammalia, Sirenia, Trichechidae. The record is from RefSeq and is a predicted model, not a curated record.